UGCUCACCUGGUGUUAGUUUCUCACAGAGACAUACAGGUGAGCACACCUUUGCUUUCGCUUGUUUUUUCUCCCUCCUCCUUGAUAAUGUUGUUUAGUUGGCAUGAAUGAGGAGAUUCACUGUCCUUAGUUAAUCGUUGGCACUCUGAAACCCACUGGAGUUACUCUGAAGUGUUUUGGAAGUUUGCUGGUGGAUUUAAUCAGGCUGUCACAGUGUUUACCUUUACUGAAAAGUGUGGGAGCCUUCUGCCACAGUCAUGCUGGAGUCUCGUCUGUCCCAGCUCUCCUCUUUAAAAGAUGACUUUAAGAUGGACGAUUAUGUGCAGCCGCACUACCGGGAGGCGUACAGGCUGGCCAUCGACGCCCUCGUCAGCGGCGGACAGGACGCCUACCGGGAUGUCCUCAAGGUCGAGAAGGUCGGCGCCUUCCUCUCAGAGGCCGAGCUCCUCUUCAUCGCCCACAGCACGGAGCGACCCGCAGAGAGCUACCACUCGGGGGAGGUUGACGGCUCGCCGGAUAGCAAGUCCUCGUCCGGCACAUACUGGCCCACGCACUCGGAUGUGGCGACCCCCAACCUAGAGCUAGGCUGGCCCAACUUUGUCAACGACAGGAUCCAGACCAAGGUGGAGCUUCUGUUUCACCCACCCAGACAAAGCAGCCCCACCAUAAAGGAGGUGAUUCGGAAACACAUCCAGGACGCGCAGGAGGUCGUUGCCAUUGCUAUGGAUGUCUUCACUGACGUGGAUAUAUUCAGGGAAAUAGUGGAUGCCUCUGUUAGAGGAGUCUCUGUCUAUGUCCUCCUGGAUCACUCUCAGUUCAAAAGUUUCCUCACCAUGGCGGAGAGUCAAGACAUUCAAAUAACCAAGCUGACGAACAUGCGGGUCAGAACUGUAAAAGGACAAGACUAUCUCUGUCGCACAGGGGCAACGUUUCAUGGGAGCAUGGAACAGAGGUUUCUGUUGGUAGACUGCAGGACUGUGUUUUUUGGAUCCUACAGCUUGAUGUGGUCCUAUGAGAAGAUCAACCUGAGCAUGGUUCAGGUCAUAACUGGCCAUCUGGUGGCAUCGUACGAUGAGGAGUUUCGAACUCUCUAUGCUCGCUCCAUUGUCCCUCCGGAGCUGGCGCCUCUCGACAGCCUGGUGAAUGGGAAGAGCCUGGGUGGCAAAGUGGAGACCUGCGGGCCACAGUCCUUUGAGAGGAAGCACCAACUGCGUCACACCCUCAACACCGUCUACAGGCAAGCCUGCGAGAGGAGAGGCUUUGGGAGCCACAUGGCAGGCAUCGGGGAACAACCGCCCAAUCAUGAGCCGUUCGGUCACGAGCGAAAGAUGCAUAAUCCCCAGGCUGUUGAUACAUCAACGAUGGACGCCAUGAGUUUCCUGAAAAGGCACAGCUACGCUGGAGAAAGACAGGAGGGCACCUACACUCCUUCCUACAUGAGACAUGGAGCCAGCAACUGGAAUGUGGCAGCGAACAGUAAAGGUUACGGUGGUCACGUGAGACACCUCCCUGGUGGUUACAACGACCCGCAUCACGCACCACCGAUGGACCAGGUCCACCGCGGCACCAACAUACGCCAGUCUUACCACGGCGGUGGAAAACAAUUAAUGAACAUGCAGCAGAAUAUGCCCAGUUUAGAGCAGGUGUCCAAGUCAUUCAUGCGUGAUUGGAGGGUCGAGUCCUACCUAAAUAACAGUGAUGCCGCCGUCAUGGAGAACCAUGAAUACCUGGACCAAUAUGACUUACCUGAGAAUAGGCCUUCUUUGCAUCUGCACUCUCGCCUGAGGUCUUCAAUUGUUUUAAAGUCAGUCAUUCCUGAACAAAUAGAAAACGGUUACACAGAUGCCUCUUCAAGUUCCAUACGAUACAGGGACCAGAGUGUCUUGGCACCCAGUAAAUACACACAGCCAAUCCCCUCGUGGAAUCAUAAUGAACCAGUGGACUACAGAGCAAUGCACAGUGAUUUCAACCUGAAAAGACGCAGUCUGCAAAUACUCGAUGAGCCGAAGCACCCUGGGACUGGUAACACUUUGGAGAGAGACUAUUUACAUUCUUGCGUCACUCUAGGUAGAGUGAGAGGGAGAAUGGCACGCCAGGACCUGGAUGCCCAGCAGGAAAAUGAAUUGAAGAGGCACAGUGUGGCUGAUCCAAAGUCCAACACAUAUGCUGGACACAGAGAAAUGACCAGCCCUAUGUUUGGUUCUCUGAGGAGAGUGCAUGAGGAGCGAAGCACUGCUAGAGAAAACGUGGCAAGCAGGGUUAGCAGGCUGAGUGAGGAUCAAAGAUCUGUCUCACAUUGCGAUUUCAACGGGUCUGCCCAGAGCAAAGCUUUGUCCGAGUCUACGUGGACAGAGGCCCCUUCCAGGACCUCCUCCGCCACCCUGCUGGCACUGCGAGACAGAAAGCAAGAAAGAGCCAAGCCCAGUGGCAUCGGCUCACCGCAGUUCCUUAAAAAGAGCUCCAGGAAAAUCAAAUCGCUCCUCAACAUAGCAGAUAAGAAAGAGGGCUCUCCCAAGAGCAAGUUCAGACUGCUCCCUAAAGCAGCGGGAGGCAGCUCUGACACCAUAGUCUCUGAAGACGACCAGCAGGUCAGUAUUGAUGACACAGCUGGGUCAGCAAUGUUCACAGGGGGGUCCGGCUGCUGGAGGUCUCACAGCAAACUCCACGACAGAGACAUCCUGAACAACAUGGGCAAAUCAUCGGCACCCCGUUUCAGCACAGAGGGCAUCGACCAGAGCUCAGAUGACAAUGUGCAAAGACCACCAAGCCAGCAAUCUAGUGCCCCGAGCGUGAGGUCAAGUGCCACCGCCAGAGAGCCCCGCCGCUGGGAUCAGUAUGGAGAGAACAGACGGCGCUUCGAGUCCUCUAACGCACCAACAGGCUACAAGGCGCCAGCAGGCUACAGUCAGCGAAAUGAAACAAGCGCAAGCAACCAAGCCAAUGAUCGACACAGGGGUUUGACCGCAACCAAAAAGGACCAUACUGACCGGACAAACUACUCAGACCAUAAUACUCACUCCAGCCAUGACAAUAAACUGGGACGCCUGUUCCAGCGAGUUGGCAAUUUAAUCCAUAAAAAGACAUAAACAGGCUGUGAUGGUGUGGGUGGGUGGUCGGGGGCAUUGUUAAAUGCUGAUGUGUUAUACUUGAACAUUUUCUUUGCUUGUCGGGUCUCCCAGCUCUUUUUGAUGAGAGUGCAAUAGUUGUUGGUGUUCUCUGUUCUACCAGAAAGACUCAGUAGACAGUAUAGAAUCAGUUAACCAUUUAAUUAGUAAAGGAAUGGCUUGGAUACAAGCAAGAUAAAGAGUCCUGAAUAGGUAACAGUCUUUGGCGUAGGCCCCGUCUCGGAUCUGUCCAGCGAUGAGCGGAUCUCGUCUC
This is a messenger RNA of Alosa sapidissima (American shad), 3376 nucleotides long. RefSeq names its product family with sequence similarity 83 member B (gene sack1b). The transcript is spliced from 5 exons. Gene Ontology annotation, cellular component: membrane; cytoplasm. The coding region runs from base 256 to 3084 and encodes 942 amino acids. Gene Ontology annotation, biological process: epidermal growth factor receptor signaling pathway. NCBI's taxonomy places the organism in Eukaryota, Metazoa, Chordata, Actinopteri, Clupeiformes, Clupeidae. The record is from RefSeq and is a predicted model, not a curated record.